Messenger RNA from Penicillium mononematosum, 1365 nucleotides. RefSeq lists its product as uncharacterized. The record is from RefSeq and is a predicted model, not a curated record. NCBI's taxonomy places the organism in Eukaryota, Fungi, Ascomycota, Eurotiomycetes, Eurotiales, Aspergillaceae. The transcript is spliced from 2 exons. Bases 1 to 1365 code for a protein of 454 amino acids.
AUGUGUCCAUGUCUUGGGAUUCAUCAUAUCUCCCCUCCAGCAGAUCUUCCUGUCCUCGAAGACAAUCAAAACGCCCCAAUUGGGGGAAGGGUCGAAGAACUCUUCGACAUUCCAUACCACCUUGCAUACGACCCUGGGUAUACCAACAACACGGUUGUGCUAGCCACUCGCAACGCUCUUGGGCGGACCAGCGUCAUGCAGCCUCAAACACAGCUAUGGCCCCCUGGGAAGGAAUUCUGUACUGAAGGAUAUGUCGACAAUUGUCCCGAAAACAUGACGACUUUUGCAAAUAUCUCGGCGUUUCCAGACCCCUUUCUCGCUCAAUUGCCGAAUGGGUAUAAUACUGGGUUAAUUCGCCAGUAUCUACCGCGCAUCAACUCAACAACCACUGUUUCUCCCGCUCCUUUCCCAAAGAACUGUGGCGAUACACCAGGGUCUCUAUACUUUCACCACAAGAACGUUUUCCAUUCUAGCGGUUCCGACGAUUACUCUUGGGAAGUAACAGCGUGCAUGCCGGCAGAUAUGCGGCAAUCUCCCUGGAUCUCAACACGAGAUCGGCAGGACUUUUCCGAGGACCUGAACCCCGAGGCUGUCUAUUUAGACUCCCACAAAGGCCCUCUGCAGACACUCACACUCGCUUUAUUCGGCCCAGACUGCUUCUUUGAGUCAUGGCCCCGGCUGGUAUUCAAGCGUGUCCAGGGCAGUGGUUCAGCGAACCCGGACGUUUGUCUUAGCAUGGCACCACUCGGCGGGCUUUUUCUCAACAACGAAGGGUCUCUGGAUAUACGAGAUCCAGAAGAGUACCCCACCACGGUCCAGUUCCCCUGCGGCUUUAAUGGAGCACAAACAGCCGAAGAAGCGAUCUACUCCUGGCUGAAGACAUUCCACCAAGUUAGCAGCCGCCGCCUCGAGAACGCAUUCAACGCCGCCGCCUUUCUGGCGAACCAAGCCUGGAUGGAAUUCGGCAGUGAAAAAAGUGGAUAUGGUGGCCUGACGGUAAGUUGGGACAUGGGGAAGGAUACUUCGAUCCCGACGUUCUCAGUUGGCGGUAUCGUGACGGUCUCGGUUUUGCUGGGUCUUUAUCUGUUUAUUUUAAUGGGGCUUGGGUAUUAUUCUGCUCGAACUCCUCGAUGGACGGAACAGUUAGAUUCGUUUGCGAUGAUGAGGAUUGGGGCUUCGGUUGCGGAUGACGUCCCUUUACUUGCGGGUGUUGAUUCGAACUAUGUUGCCAUUCUGGAUAAGAUACCUGGCGUAAUGGGGGAUUCUGCGCCAGAGCAUGAACGGAUUGGAAAGCUUGCACUUGGAGGAUCUGACCCAUUAACGGGCAAGCGGCUAUAUGCCUCUUAUAAGUGGAGUAGUGUAUAG